Molecule: messenger RNA, 504 nt
Organism: Didymodactylos carnosus
Lineage: Eukaryota; Metazoa; Rotifera; Eurotatoria; Philodinida; Philodinidae
Source: the annotation of a GenBank genome assembly
AUGGACGACACAAAUGACCGUACUGCAGAGACCAGCAGCAAACAACCAAAAAGAAAAGAGGCGCUCGAGCCGCUAGUUAUUCAUGAAAUACGGCCAUGGUCUUCAUUUGCUGGUGCUCCAGCUGACGAACAAGUUCUUUCCGAUAUCGAUAAACCACCAUCACAUCCAUGUUUGUCUAAAACACCACGCAGUGAACGCUUACAACAAGAGAAUGCUCAUCAAACAUUAUCAUCGAAGCAAGAACGAACAAAUCGUUCUCGAUCGGCACUGAUCGAUCGAAAAACGCACCAUCAUCAUCGCCAUAGUGAACUCACAUGGCGUUCUCUUUUGUGUACCAUGUCCGAUAUCAAUCAAAUACUGACGUACAAAAGAUUUCUUCCCGGUCAUCCGUGGUUGCAAAGUCUGCUUAUUUUUAUUGAUUCGUGCUUUCGCGGCAUCGGACAAGUGAUGUUCGCCAAUAAUCCUUUGUCGGGUUUCGUAAGUUCAGAGCAAAAUUAUUUUUAG